AUGGAACUUGUCUGGGACGCCCCGUUUCAGCUGCCGUGCUGCCCUAUGGGAGCUACACCAGGCCAAAGCGGUGGUCGUCGUCGUCCGAAGGAUUCGUUCGUUGCGCAUGUCAUCACCUCCAACUGGUCGAGGUCUUCCGCCACUUUGCAACCUCAGUCUUUGCCUGAGGUUGUUGUGAUCGUUGAACUUCACGCGUCCUCCAUCGAUCGAUGGUUCCCUCCGCGCUCCCUUACCGUCUUCCAAGCAACUACGGCCACAAUCUGUUGUUGUUCGUCGUGUCCCCUCUCUGAAUCGAACUGCGCCAAAUUCGAUGAUACCACCAUCGUCAGGAAUAUGACAACCACUGAUGGUGGCGGUGAAGUCGGUCGGUGA
Molecule: messenger RNA, 372 nt
Organism: Soboliphyme baturini
Lineage: Eukaryota; Metazoa; Nematoda; Enoplea; Dioctophymatida; Soboliphymatidae
Source: the annotation of a GenBank genome assembly